AUGGGAGUCGCUGGCUUGUGGGAUAUCCUACGCCCUGCGGGAGAAACACGCUCGUUAACUCAUCUCGCUGUUGUCGAUGGCUUCGAGGCAAAUCCUCAGGGCGUAAGGGGUUUUCGAGUCGGCAUUGACGCAAGCAUCUGGUUUUUCCACGCAGCAUACGGUCGCGAAGGCGAGAACCCUGAACUACGGACUUUAUUCUUCAAAUGUACACGCCUGAUGAGCGCACCUUUCCUGCCACUGUUUGUUUUCGAUGGUCCCAAGCGUCCAGAGGUAAAGCGUGGCAAGCGGAUUAGUGGUAAGCAUCAUUGGAUGGUGCAAGGAAUGCAGAGGAUCAUCGAUGCAUUUGGCUUUGAAUGGCGAAUGGCACCUGGUGAAGCUGAAGCAGAGCUAGCCUACCUGAAUCGUAUUGGUAUCAUUGAUGCCGUCUACACGGACGACGUGGAUACCUUUCUCUUUGGAGCGAAGAUGAUUUUGCGCAACCCUAGCGUUACAUUGUCCGGAAACCGCGCUCAUUCCCUCAAAAAUGGUGCAGGAAGGGACGAUGGAAACCACGCCGCCACCUAUACCUCACACAAUAUCUUGAACCACCCUUCGGUUCAGCUCACUCAAGGAGGACUCAUUCUCAUUGGUAUUCUCCGUGGAGGUGAUUACCAUCAAGCAGGACUUCAGGGCUGUGGUGGUACAAUUGCACAUGGACUAGCAAAGUGUGGGUUCGGCGACUCGCUCCUCCGCGCUGCUCAGACGCUUUCUCGGGAGAAACUUUCGGAAUUUUUAGAUACGUGGAGAGAAGAACUGCGGGUUGAAUUGCGAACAAAUGCUCGAGGGCUCAUCGGCAAGAAGUAUCCCUCCCUCGCAAAGUCCAUACCCAGCGAUUUCCCUGAUAUUGAGGUGCUACUGAACUAUACGGAUCCUAUCACAUCGGAAUCUAAUUCGACACGACCCAAGAAAAUUUUCAUCGACUGGGAGAAGGAGCCAGACCUUGGAAAAAUUGCAGAGCUAUGCGAGCUGUACUUCGAAUGGGGGGUGAAAGAAAUCAUAAUCAAGCGCUUCAGAACUGUUCUCUGGCCUGCAGCAGUCCUUCGCAUCCUAAGGCGUGCUGCUCUGCUGCGAGAUAAGAAGGCUACCAGGAUCGGGAUUAACUCGAGUCAACCUCCCUCGACGCCUACCAAAAGUGGGAGGCCGCGACCGGUACCUGGCACACCAUCUUCUAUGAUAGUGAAGCACUUCUCAGAGUUGCAACUUGGGACGCCUACCCGUAAAGGUAAGAUUGACUCGGAUGAUGAACAAGAUGAAGAGGAACCUUUGAUCGUCAAGAUUCACUCGUCUCGAAAGCAUGCGACGACGGACGGAGUCCUCGAGUACCGACUAGAGAUUGCGCCUGCCCAACUCGUCCGCCUAUGCGAAUCAGGUAUCAAAGGUCUUCGACACGAAGUUGUGACUGGCCUGGAUGACUCGAACGAUACCACAGAUGACGACGACGAAGACGCGCCCAGAGGCAAGAAGACCAAGAAGCCGCCCCCGGAACCAGAAAGUCAUCUCCGUAUCUGGCUACCGGCUUGCAUGGUGCGUAUUGUGGAACCUGAGCUCGUAGACGAAUUCGAGGGCAUACAGGAGAUGCGCCAGGCAAAAAAGGCGGGCAAGUCUAUGCGCGCUCCGCGGGCAUCAAAGCCCAAGGCUCUACCUGCGAAGGUGAAGAACAUCUCGCGUAGUGCAAAUGAUGGCGCGGAGUCGGAGGACGAUAUGGUUCUACCGAUACCGAAGAGAAAGCCCAGGAUCAAGCCAUCUGUUGUCCAGAUUGAAGAUGCAAUAAAGCAAGAUUUCUUCCCCCCAGAAAAAGUGCCACCUAAAGCGAAGAAGGCUGCAUCAGCUACGGGAAAGAUUGCAGCACUAUUCUCGCAGUCGGACACGAUUCAUGAGAUUGAUCUCGGCGAUAGCUCGCUUCAUGAAUAUGCUGGUCGCAGCCGUUCCAAAAAACCUGUGCGAAAACCAUCUGUAGCAUCAUCGUCAUCUUCAUCGUCAGCCAAUUCGAAGGCCACGUCCACUCGAUAUACGACUCCGUCUCCCCCCAAGAGCCGCUUUGUCCCUGCUCCGUUCCCGCUCUCUUUUGACGACGACCUACCCUCUCGUCCAACCCAAGGUGUAAAGCAAGCUGAUAUUGAUCUUGCGAAUCCUUCCAUGCAGCACACUCGAAGUACUACUCCUCCGUCACCCCCUAAGUUCAUCCCAGCUCCAUUUCCACUUCUCUUCGAUGACAAUCAUCCUCUUCAUUCGACCCGAGCUUCAGGGCAGAACAGUGUCAGAUCCGUGGAUCGCCCUCGGUCGAGCACGCCAAUCCGGUCACGCAAUCUAUCGCCCCCAACUUCUGACGUCGACUCCCCUUGCUCGUCUGUCCAUAAGUCGCCACGAAAGUCCCAGGAACACACUUCCCCGCGUUCCAAGUCUCCCACACACCGAGCCCCUGAUGCAUCCGACUCUGACCGUGCAGUAUCGCCAUCACCGAUGCGAAGCCGACCUGUCAUGCCCGCUCUCAAGCUUACAUCCUCCCCAUCACGCUCAAAGUGGAAUCGAUCUAUUAUAGAGAUUUCCAGCGACUCCGAUUCUGAGGUCGUGUUGAAGCUCAAGGCAACCAAAAAGCCCUUGAAACCCGUAAAGCCUCUUGCCGUCGCGAGAGCCAUGUCAACUUCAGCGACUGUUCGCCUCCCCGCGUCAGUAGCUGGUGCCCCAAGUGGAUCAACUGAGAAGACAGGCUCCUCUCGAUCCCGGCCUAAGUACACAGAACCAUCGAACUCAGACAAUGUUAUUGAUCUAACUUGA
This is a messenger RNA of Fibroporia radiculosa, 2814 nucleotides long. RefSeq lists its product as uncharacterized. NCBI's taxonomy places the organism in Eukaryota, Fungi, Basidiomycota, Agaricomycetes, Polyporales, Fibroporiaceae. Bases 1 to 2814 code for a protein of 937 amino acids. The record is from RefSeq and is a predicted model, not a curated record. Gene Ontology annotation, molecular function: crossover junction DNA endonuclease activity; 5'-flap endonuclease activity. The transcript has 4 exons.